Molecule: messenger RNA, 2894 nt
Organism: Lolium rigidum
Lineage: Eukaryota; Viridiplantae; Streptophyta; Magnoliopsida; Poales; Poaceae
Product: protein NBR1 homolog
Exons: 7
Coding region: 35-2608 (857 amino acids)
Molecular function (GO): zinc ion binding; protein binding
Source: RefSeq, a predicted model, not a curated record
CCCUCCGCCCGAGGGUUUCCGCCGCCGCGCCGAGAUGUCCGGCCUGAACCCGCCGCCGUUCGACGGCCUCGCGUCGGGGCCCGACCCGUGGGACAUCGUCGUCAAGGUCAAAUAUGGUGACACACUUAAGAGGUUCAAUGGUUAUGUCAAUGGAACACACUUCACUCUGAAUCUAUCUGCUCUUCGGUCUAAAAUUGCAAGUGCUUUUAAGUUUGGCCCUGAUGCUGACUUCAUUCUCACUUAUACUGAUGAUGACGGGGAUGUUGUCAUGUUGGAUGAUGACGAGGACUUGCACGAUGCGGCCAUCCACCAGAAACUGAACCCUCUGAGGAUUAGUGUUCAGUUAAAGAACAGCCACACCGCUGCAUCUCAGACCGACCGGCAAGAUCCAAACCCUGCACCGAUUAGGGCCAACACUCAGGAUCCAUUAGCCCAGAUAAAAUCUGUUAUUGAUGAAGCUUUAAAGCCUAUAUCAGAACCUCUGAGCUCCACUGGAAGGGAACAUCCCCUAGGUCAUUUAAAAUUAGCUCUUGAGGAAUCUAUGAAGGCUAUCCAUGAGCCAAUUCCUGAAUCCCUUGCAAAGCUGUCACGUGAAGCACUUGAUGCAGCACCACCACAGUUAGCUGAGCUGAUAAAACCUUUCAUGAACUUGAUUGCAUCAACAAACAGUACCCUAGCUACUGGGCGUGCUCAUAGUCCAUCUGGCUCCUCCAGUGGUGUGCAGCAAGAACAGGUGGAUCUCAAAGCUAAUGACCAGCCCAAAGUUGAUGCAAUGUCACGACCCUUGAAUUCACGGGCCCCUGGAUCAUCUGAGUCAGGAGGCCUUAAGAGUGUGUUACUUGAUGCUCCUGUUGAAGUCAUUCCUGAACCUUCUCAAGACCAACGGGAAUCAUUAUAUCCUUCCUUGGAUAAGCUGCUGUUCACGAGUAAUUCAGGUGUUAACACGUCUGGUUGCAAGGGAGUGAGUGAUGCUCACAGUAAGGGAAAAUCUGUUAUGCCAUCCGCUGCACCUCUCGCCCCUCCCACUGUUCCUAGCUUCCGUCCAAGUCCACCUCUCAGUGCGUGUGGAAAUAAAUGGUCCGAGUCACGAAGAUGGGCUGAUGAAUGGUCCCAGCCUAGAUCCUUUUGGCAGCCUGAAGCUAAUGCUAAACCAUCCAGCGAUCCUAGAUGGCGUAUUCCAAUGCAUAAAGUCCCCCACCCCCCACCAGCUGUCCAUGUACCCCUGGGAAAUUGUCCACGAUUUCCUUACCCUAGUCGCCUUCUAUCUGCUGGGCGUCAGUAUGGAGAUCUUGGUAACAACAGUGAUAGCCUGUCACGACCUUCACACAGAUGGAUUCAGUGUGAUGGUUGUGGAGUUCAACCAAUUGUUGGGCCACGCUACAAGUCUAACGUGAAAGAAGAUUAUGACCUGUGUGAUACCUGCUUCCGUCGUAUGGGCAGUGAGAUCGAGUACACCAGGAUAGACAAGCCAAUCUUGCCACACAAGUUAUCUCGGGACCCCAACUUGUGCCGGAAGAUCCAUUCCCAUUCACGUGCGUCGAUGAAGUCAAAGCGUGAGAAACUUGAAAGCCGCUUCAUCUUGGAUGUAACUGUACUCGAUGGGACUCUUAUGCCACCUUCGAGCCCAUUUACUAAGAUUUGGCGCAUGAACAACAAUGGGUCUAUCAUGUGGCCCUUGGGCACACAGCUCAUUUGGGUUGGUGGAGAUCAAUUUGCACUGCAGACCUCUGUCCCACUAGAGAUUCCAUUGAAUGGAUUUCCGGUGGAUCAGGAGAUGGAUGUUGCUGUUGAUUUUGUGGCACCUGCUAGGCCUGGGAGGUAUAUAUCUUACUGGAGACUGGCUUCACCUUCUGGUCAAAAAUUUGGUCAGCGAGUUUGGGUUCAUAUCCAGGUGGAAGAUCCAUCUUUUGUCAGUGAUAACAGGACUGCUGCUAUAGACCUGAAUCUGCCCCAGGAAAGCAACCUCGGAGACGCUACUAAUUUGAUUGAUGUCAACAUCGAGCCUGUCAACAUCGAGCCUGUCGUCUUGCGUGAAGGUGUCAAAAGCGCUGAAGUAGAACUACUGCAGCCCUUAAUAUACAACGAAGCCACUGAGCCCAAGGAAUCUGCAUCUGCAGCAAUGCGUCUGUACCCCCUCGUGGAUGUUCCCUCAUCCAGUUCAGGUGCUGCUACUUCUGUGCCAAGUUUUCAUGUGCUUGCACCAGAAUUCACUCCAAGGACUGUGACCGCACCAGCUGAUGUGCCAACAAGUUCGCUUACAAGUAUCCCUGUGGACGUGCCUGUACCUGCAACCACACCUGUGGAUGCGGUGACGGCUGAGACUGUUGACAUCGACAGUCUUAGGGAAGAGAAACUGCUGCAGGAGCUUGAGGAGAUGGGCUUCAAGCAGGUUGAUCUGAACAAGGAGAUACUGAGGCAGAACAAGUACAACCUUGAGCAGUCCGUGGAUGAUCUGUGUGGCGUCAAUGAAUGGGACCCUCUGCUGGCCGAACUGAACGAGAUGGGAUUUGAGGACAGGGAGACUAACAAGGAGCUGCUGGAGAAGAACGGAGGAAGCAUCAAGCGGGCUGUGAUGGACCUCAUCGCCAGGGAGAAGAAGGACAAGUGAAGAUCGUGCACAUAAUUAUCUAUUUCUAAUUAUGCAAUGCUUAAAUAACGAGAUGGGUGGUACCUGCUGUGGUGCUGCUCCAGUAUUUCUCGCAGUUUGCUUGUGAACUUUGGUGAACCGUGUUGUUGGUGUGAGUCCUGUGUGCGGUGUGAACUCCGUUAAGUUCAUUAUGUGCGCGUGCGCGCCUCUGAAAAGCAGCGACCUUAGUGGGUUAGCUGUGUGGUUUACUGUAAUGGGUAUAGUUGCUCUGUUUACUAUCGUGACUGUAAUAUGAUAUCUGGAUCUA